Paramecium tetraurelia is the source of this 991-nucleotide messenger RNA. RefSeq lists its product as uncharacterized. The transcript has 4 exons. NCBI's taxonomy places the organism in Eukaryota, Ciliophora, Oligohymenophorea, Peniculida, Parameciidae. The record is from RefSeq and is a predicted model, not a curated record.
AUGAAAGCAAUCGUAAUUGUAGUUCUCUUGGCUCUCACAUAUGCUGCUGAUCCAGAAUAAUGCUUGAAAGACAGAUGCCCAAAUGAAUAUGCUGCAUGCUAAAAGGAAGUUUUUGGAUGUGCUUCUGCAGCAAUGAAAUGCAAAAACUAAUGUGGAGGUGAAGAUGCUGAAUGCAUGUAUAACUGUUCUGUGGCCUCAAAGAACGCCAAAUUGAUAGCAUUGGCUGAAUGUGGACAUGAAAAAUGUUAAGAUGUUGCACUAUCAUUUUGUGAUGUUGAAGAAUGCGUUGCUUCUUUCAAGAGUGAAUGCGCAUAGAAUUUGGGAUUACAAUCAUUCUAAUGUGCUUCAACCUUCUUUGAGAGACAUCCAGAAUGUUCAUGCGUACUGAGCUCUGAGGAAAAAAUAAAUUUAAAGGAUAUAAGCAUAGAAUAUGAUAUUUAUGCAUGUAUCUAUUAAUUUUUUUGCUUGGAUUUUCUUCAUAACGUCACCGGGAUUUAUAUAAAAAAUCUUAUAAUUAAUAAUGUGUUAUUAAAAUUAAUGAAAGCACUCUUAUUCAUUGUUCUUUUGGCCUUUGCUGUUGCUUAAGAUGACCCAGUAGAAUUAUGUGUUAGAGAAAAAUGCCCAGAUGAAGUAGCUGCUUGUGAAAAGAAUGCCUUCUGUGCUAUUGCUGCAACAAAUUGCUCAAACAAAUGCGCAGCUGAUUAUGACUGUUUGAUCGAUUGUUCUAACAAAUCAGGAAAUAAAUUACUUAUUGCAUUGAGCAAAUGCGGUAAAGCCAACUGUUACCCAUCAUUCUAAUUCUCAACUGGUUGUGAUGUUGCUGCUUGUGCUGCUGUCUUGAGAGAAGAAUGCCUUGAUUCCAAUUCUCUUUCCAGCUUCUCAUGCGCCUUUGGCUUCUUCGAAAGACAUCCAGAAUGUGAAUGUGUCUAAGAAUUAGUCUGAAUAGCAAUGUUAUCAAUUUAUAAAUAUAAUAUAUUUGCCUAUCUCAUAA